AUGGGAGACAAUAUCUUUCUUUACAUUCCUAAUUUGAUAGAUUAUGGACGUGUUGGUUGCAUCAUCUACGUUUGUUUCUACUAUAAUACUAAUCCAUUAAUGACUGCUUUUAUGUAUGCUUUAAGUUAAGCUUUAGAUGCAUUUGACGGAAUGGCUGCUAGAAAAUUCAAUUAAUGCAAUGCUUUCGGUGCUGUCUUAGAUAUGGUUUGCGAUAGAGUUUCUGAUGCCAUUAUGUUAAGCAUUUUAGCUCAACUUUAUCCUUCUCUUUCUGGUGUUUUCCUUUUAGCAUGUGGUUUAGAUAUUGGAUCUCACUGGUACUAAACUUAUUCUACCUAAUAUUGUGGAGAAGCUCAUCACAAGACUGCCAAAACUGAAUACAGACUCUUACACAUUUACUAUAAUGCUAAGGGAUUCCUUUUCACAAUGGUUUUAGGAAUGGAAAUGUUCUUGGUAAACAUGUACUUGAAGGCCCACGAACAUAACAUUGAUGUUCCUGACUGGUUCAAGAUCGUUAAUACUAGCUUACUUCUCUUCUCCGUUCCUGUAUUCAUUUUAAAGAGCUUUAUUAGCGUUAUUUAAUUAAUGUCUGCCUCCUAAAAAAUAUGUAGACACGAAACCUAACUCAAGUUAGAAGCUUCAAAGAAAAAGUGA
Tetrahymena thermophila SB210 is the source of this 651-nucleotide messenger RNA. RefSeq names its product CDP-diacylglycerol-inositol 3-phosphatidyltransferase. Gene Ontology annotation, molecular function: CDP-diacylglycerol-inositol 3-phosphatidyltransferase activity. Gene Ontology annotation, cellular component: membrane; Golgi apparatus. The record is from RefSeq and is a predicted model, not a curated record. Gene Ontology annotation, biological process: phosphatidylinositol biosynthetic process. NCBI's taxonomy places the organism in Eukaryota, Ciliophora, Oligohymenophorea, Hymenostomatida, Tetrahymenidae. The transcript has 4 exons.